AUGGGUUGCAGUGCUUCGGUGCCAACAGUUAGUUCUCUCAAUGCUCAUCAUCUCACGACUUCAUCAUCACCACCGACGGCACCACCAAAAAAUUUGGAGAUUGUAAAACAUGCAUAUAUCGAUGAAUCUACUGAUGAUUUUCGUAAUUCAAUGAUACGUCGCACAGUUAAUACUAUUGAAACAUUUCAAGAUACCGACGAAUGCAUCAAUUAUAUAACGAAACUUGAAAAUAAAAAAGUCUUUCUCAUUAUUUCUGGUGCUCUAUGUCAAACUAUUGUACCAAAUAUUCAUCAGCUCGAUCAAAUCUACUCAAUCUAUAUAUUUUGUCGAAAACCAUCGAAGUACCAAGAAUGGGCAAACGAUUGGUCUAAAGUGAAAAGUAUUGUCACGGAAAUUACUUCAGUUUGUGACUCAGUUCGACAAUCGGCUCGACAAUGUGAUGAAGAUUUGGUCACGAUUAGUGCUGUGUCAUCAUUAAAUCAAAUUGAACCGUCAUUUAUGUACACGCAACUAUUUAAAGAAAUCCUUCGUGAAAUCGAAUUUGAUAAAAACAAAGAAAUCAAUACACUAGCUGAAUACGCCCGCGAAAAGUAUACCGGCAACGAUGAACAUCUAAUGAUGAUCGAUGAAUUUGCCCGAGAUUAUCAAAAUGAUUCAAACGAGAACAAAGCUAUUUGGUGGUAUACACGUGAAUGUUUCACAUACCACAUGCUGAACAAAGCCCUAGGAAGUCUUCAGUUGAAACUCUGCUCAGUAUGGGUGUCUUCAUUCGUGAUCUUCACCAGAAUAUUACCAAACUUCAUUUCGAACAAUCAAAUAACCCACCUACAACAACAACAAUUACAGUCUAUCGGGGCAAAACUAUGA
Didymodactylos carnosus is the source of this 867-nucleotide messenger RNA. The record is from the annotation of a GenBank genome assembly. NCBI's taxonomy places the organism in Eukaryota, Metazoa, Rotifera, Eurotatoria, Philodinida, Philodinidae.